Camarhynchus parvulus is the source of this 1019-nucleotide messenger RNA. RefSeq names its product complement C1q B chain (gene C1QB). The transcript is spliced from 3 exons. Bases 1 to 888 code for a protein of 295 amino acids. NCBI's taxonomy places the organism in Eukaryota, Metazoa, Chordata, Aves, Passeriformes, Thraupidae. The record is from RefSeq and is a predicted model, not a curated record. Gene Ontology annotation, molecular function: protein binding.
AUGGAAAAAGGACAGGAGCUAAAGAUAAAAAGGGGAUGUGUCUCAGAUGCUUUCACAAUAACCCUUGCAGUAAACUUCUGCUUCUCCUCUCAGGCAUUUCUGAGCAGGACUCUGGGGUGUCCUGCUUCAUCUCCCCACCUGAUGAACAAGGAGCUCAAGAUGUGGAUCAUGUGGGCUAUGCUGCUCUACCUGGCUGGAGGGCAGCCUGCCAGUGCCACACUCUGCAGGACCUACGGCACCAUCCCAGGCAUCCCAGGAUUACCAGGACAGCCUGGCAGCGAUGGCAGGGACGGGGAGAAUGGCCCGAAGGGUGAGCAAGGACCGUCUGGCCAGAGUGAAGAAUGGAGAGGGGAGCCGGGAGUCCCAGGAGCACCGGGACAGCCUGGGAAGGUUGGUCCCAUUGGCAUCCCAGGUACAACGGGCUUACCAGGUAGCAAGGGACUGCCUGGCCCCCCGGGAGAACCUGGUGACUACAAGCUCACCUUCAAGUCCGGGUUCUCGGCUGCCAGGAGCAUGAGCUCCUACCCCCGCCGGGAGCAGCCCAUCCGCUUUGAGCGCAUCCUCACCAACGAGCAGGGCCACUAUGAGAACCGCUACGGCCGCUUCACCUGCCGCGUGCCCGGCACCUACUACUUCACCUACCACGUCACCUCCCGGGGCAACCUGUGCCUCAACAUCAAAAAGGGCCAGGGUGCCAGCAGGGGCGAGAGGGUGGUGACCUUCUGUGACUACGUGCAUAACAGUUUCCAGGUCACCACGGGUGGCGUGGUCCUCAAGAUGGCCAUGAAUGAGUCUGUCUGGCUGGAACCAACAGAGAAGAACUCCUUGGUGGGGCUGGAAGGGUCUGACAGCAUUUUCUCUGGCUUCCUCAUCUUCCCUGAGGCUUAGCCCACUGGAGAUGUAUCUGUGGCCAAUCUCUGCAGUCUCUGCAGUGCUGAGGACUCCUCUGGAAACUCUUUGCUCCCAAAUUAGUGCUUGAAGCACACUGCUGCCAUUCUUGCGCAAUAAAUGACAGCUCU